Molecule: messenger RNA, 5920 nt
Organism: Daphnia pulex (common water flea)
Lineage: Eukaryota; Metazoa; Arthropoda; Branchiopoda; Diplostraca; Daphniidae
Exons: 15
Coding region: 277-2079 (600 amino acids)
Biological process (GO): replication-born double-strand break repair via sister chromatid exchange; interstrand cross-link repair; negative regulation of double-strand break repair via homologous recombination
Cellular component (GO): Fanconi anaemia nuclear complex
Source: RefSeq, a predicted model, not a curated record
ACCAAAGGCCCAGGAUAUCAGCUUCUUGCCAAAGAAAGGAAUCAUUCCUAGUACUAUGGUGUAACCUUCUACGUAUUUUUGGUGGGGGAGCCAGCUUGCCCAACGGGAAGAAUGUUCCUUGGGAGAAAAGAGGAUAGUAUACUCGAAGAAAGCAACCAUCUUCCUUGCUGGGUCCACCAGUCAUUAUGUCGGUGCAGCCAACAACAUACUUCCCUUUAUAAUCAAUAACAACAAUGGAAUUGUAGGCCCGGCAACGCUGCCUGUCAAAAAUCAACGAUGCCGGGAAAUUUCCGAACAAGUUUAGCUCCCUAUCAAAAUGAUAUUCCUGAUGUUUGUUUUUCACAAGUAACAGCCGCUUUGAAAGCAAGACUUCAGUUAGAUGGAAGUUCAGCCUUGGUUUGUAUGGUGGCUACGGCUACGUCACAAGGAAAUCUCUUGAUCUUUCACCAACGAAAGCUAUUGAAAAGCUGCCAGCUUCCCUUUAGAGACUGUAAUGAAAUUCUCCUUUAUCACAGCUUUCAACCGGGAGUUACUAAGGAGUUUCUUGUUGCUGUUUCUUUCACUAGAGGUGGUGUUGUUAUUGACCUCCAGCAAUCAUCUGUUGUUAAGUCAUGGCCUGAUGCUAAAAAAAUUGAAGUUAAAGAUGAGUACUUGCAGGGAUAUCCUCAAUUGGUGGUCCAUUUCAAUGAAGAUCUUCGACAAGAUAAAAUUGUUGUUACCCAUGAAUGUGAUUGGGAAGUGAUGCCCAUAGAUGCCCCGUCUUCAUCAAAAAGUGAAUCAGCUUUGAACAUUGUGGUUCAAGCGUUAGAAAAUCAAUUGAAGAGUGUUAAUGGAAAACUUCACCUUCUGGAAAAGCAAAUAUCACUGAGGCAGUCCAUAGUAAACCGCUCAAUGACAGCUCUUAAUGACACAGUUAUGUGGAAAUCUUCCAGAAUACAAGCUCCGUCGUACACCACAAAGAUUGAAAAAGGAGAUACCACAACGUCUGAUGCUGGACUGGUCGACGAACAAGAUUUACUCAACCAGCACGUAGAAACCUGUGGAGUGUGGCAGUUUCUAGAUUAUGUUUCGGAUUCCUGGGUAAUCGGGGCCGCCUUCGUAAAUAUAAGUGAAAGGACACUUUGUGAUAUCCAGUGCUUUUUCACUUCCAAAAACGAGAACGCGAACUAUCGUAUUAAUUAUUACCGCACCGAUUCCAAAGUUGCAACUAAAUUUCCAAGUCCGUCCGUUGUUUUUUCUAUCCAAGACCUUCUCGAAACGUCUAAUUCAUUCAGUGGAAAGUUGGAACACAAAAGUAGCCUCGUCGUUAUAGUCGUUACGCCGAUUCCAAGGUUUCUCAAUACCGAAGAAGAAAUGGCCAGUGUUUUGCUGACGUGUAAAUCCUAUAGUAACCAGAAAAUUUUCCAGACAAGUUUGGGAUCAGUUCGUUUAAAUUUCAGUGACGUGAGCAGCCAGAACAUGAAUUUCAAUCCCUCAGUUGUUGAUCUGACAUCAAUUCGGAGGAAUGUUCUCGGUCUGAUAUCACUGUUGACGACAGAAAAAGACGCAGUUGUAUCAACAAUCUUCUCCUCCGCGACCCGUAGUUUCAACAAGGCUGCUCAGCAGUUGAACAUGCAAUAUUUGACACCCAUGCAAUGUUUCUACAGUCACGGAGUGUACGGGCCUGUCUGUAUCCUGAUGUUAGAUAAUGUUUGUCCUAAUCGGGUAAACAUGAAAAUCCGUGCCCUGUCGGAAACCAAAGUGAAUUGGUUCAUUCACCACUUAAAGUCUGCUCUCUCAGAUGACUGCAUGUUUACACUAACAACUGCCAGUGCCAAAGUCAUCGAAAGGAAUUUUCCAGGAAUGAGUCACUUGAACUCUGCCCUCGCCUUGCUAUCAAACGCGGAAGUCGCCAGUGAAGAUGAAUUAAUGGUAAUAGAAGAAGAAAAAGCUGGACCAGUCGACUCGCCCAUAGAUAAAAUUCGUAGAGAGUUUUUGAAGAAGCAAAGCAAAUUUCUCGGAAUCAGCAAAGAGCGCCAUGGCAGUAUUAAAAUCGCAAUCGAACAUUACCGACAAUUUCAACAUAGUUGGUUUGUCUGAGUUUGUAUUCAAAAUGUAUUAAUUUUGACCAAGAUAAUGCUGGAAUGUAACGUAUUGAAAAAAGAUUAUUGCAGAAUAAUAAUGGCGAUAACAUUUACUGAAUCAAUAUUCGAGCUUGACAUUGGACUCGUUGCCGAGUAAGCGGCAAUCCUGAAUCUCAAAGGUUUCUGGCACCCUGCUGAAACAAAAACAACAAGUGGUUAUUUGAUAAUUUCAAAGUUCGAUUUCAGAUUUUAGAACUUGCAUCUGUAAUAGCUCCAACCCGCCAAGAAGAGUUUCUCCGAUCGACUCCGAGUUCAUUUCGACACAAAUAGCAUAUUCUUUACACUGCUUCAAAUCACAGUCGAAUAUUUGAACGGACGUUUCCUCUUCAGCCUUGAAAUGGAAAUCAUCACUUUAUAACUGGUUUGACUUGCUUGUAGUUUUUAAAUCUUACUAGUAUGCCAAUAUUGCACGAAGAUACUUCCGAACCAGACAGAAUUGCUUGUCCCGCGGCUCUCACUCGUAAACCAACAUCAAAGUUAAUGACGUUACAUUCUUUGAGAACCAGUUUUCCCUGUGGUGCGACGUAAAAACCUUUCCAUGAUCCAACGUCUUUAUCCCCGUUUUUUGUUCCAUCCGCUAAACACGCACCUCGCAUUGUGCAAUUUUCCAAAGUCACGCUCCCCUGCAAUUCAAGCAUAGUACAUGAAGGGUUUUAUUUCCUUAUUUGAAAAGCGUUAACAAAAUAUUUACUUUAACGGCGAUUCCCGAUUGUUUAUUGUUGAUCAGCAAAGUGCAGUUCUUUAGGAGGACAUUUCCGUCAUCAAAAGUCAGUCCUACUUCAAUGUUGGAACCAGGAUGAACUACAAUAUCCUCUUUUGCGCCGAUUCCUGUUACAAAAUUUUUAUGCUUAAAUCCGUGAUCUGAUUAGUCAAUCAAUUGCUUAUAAUUUCUUUACCAAUCAAAGUACCGCCAUGGCGAAACGAAUUCACGUUAUAGAGAUUAUGGAUCCCUUUUGAGAUUACAACAAUAUCGUCGAUUCGGCAGUCGUCCAAUGCAGUUUGUAAAGACGGGUAGCACCUUUAAGAGAAGUAAAAUCAGUUAUUUUAAUAGGCCAGAAAACAAUAUUUAAAAAUAAAACCUGAUGCUCAACUGAGGAUUGAAUUCAGACUCAAGUUUAUUCAGAGUUUGGUGGAGGCUUAAGCAAGAUUGAUCUUGAACUACCAGCAAGACUUCUGGAUCUUCGUUGCGUUUCACGCGAGUCACCUUUGCGCCAAAGAGAAGCAUUCUAGAAAACAGCAGGUAAUUAUAGUUUAUUGUUAUCUGCACACAUAGAAAAUGUAAGAAUUGUUAAUACCUGGUGUUGGGAUUUAGAAUAAUUUCAACAUCCUGCUGAAUUUGUUCAAGUUUUGAAUUUAACUCGGUAAUAUUUCCAACCACUUCUUCUUCCAUGUCAUCUUCAGAAAACUCAACUUUCAAUGCCAUGGCCUGCAAUUUCUUUUCUACUUCAUUAGCUUCUGAGAGGAGGUAAUGGUAUCGAACAACUGUUUCUUGGUUUAGCAUGCCUGAUCUCAGCUCACAAAACCUGUGGCAGUAUCAAUCUAAGUUUUAAAAAAUGUUGUAAUAUUUUAAAGUCAUUUGUGGUUACAUGCCAACCCGGACAGGCAGAUGAAACUGAAACCAGUCUUCUUGAAUAUCACAAUCCCAAGGUAGAAGAAGAUGAUUGUAGAGGAAGCGAAUUCUCUGAAUGGCAUUGUGAGUUGCCUCAAUGGUAAUGGCACUAUUUUCUUGGCGUCUCAGAGGAUGAAGUUCAGUCAACGGGACAGUUUCUGUUUUUUUUUCUUCGAGCAUUUCAUCAAUAACUUCAACUGUUGCUUCCAAUGACUGGUAAUCCACAUUGCAUACCUUGAAAGUAGAAUUUAAAAAAUGUGUGAAACUAUUUUAAAUACUGCUGAAUUGCCAAAAAAAAACCUCAAUUAAUGCAGGGCUUUUAAGUCUUUCUUUCAAUGUGGAACUGGUCUUGGAAUCAGCCAUCCACAAAGCUUGCCAUCCAACAGGUUCAACUGUUUGCUCUGCAUAGAAAACUAUGAUUUGUUGCAACUCUUGACCUUUGAUAAACUCGUUUUCAGGAUUCAAACACUGUUUCAGAUCUUCAACUAUUUCUGAUGCACUCAUACGACAGGAAUAGGUAUCGGGCAACGUUUCCAAGGGAUUUGAUUUUUGAAGACUUUUGAUGGGAUGAUCCAUUGCAAUUUAAUACGACGGUUUCUGUAUCGUUAAAAACAAGUUGAGGUCUUGCUUUUAAUGGGAAAACGUUUUUUAACCAAAUUUGAGGGAGAUGGGAUGGGAGAUCAACCGUUAAUGUUUUUUUCUGUUUUGGCUGCAAAUUUUGAAAAUGGGCGGUGCUGAUACUGGCACGUUGCCAAGAUGUAGGCCUAUUUUGAUUUCAUUUAAUCUAUUUUGAAAUUUCUAUCAAAUUAUGCCUUUACUUCAAUAAAUAAAAAAAUUAAUUUAGAAUUUUACUUGCAUUAAAUCUGUAGACUAAAAUUCUAACAUUUGAAAUUUUUCCGAGCUGGCAGGACAGCCCACCAUUCACUGGCGAAAUUAUCCAUCUGGCGGCUCGGACUAGUAUUUUGUGUACGAAUGAUUUGUGGCUUUUGUCUUUUCACUCUUUUGUGCUUUCAGUCUUUCACAGUUUCACGUGUUCAAUGGCGUGAUCGGUCGUCUUUUUGAUUCCCGCUGCUUUUUGCUUGCUUUUUUCUUGACAUUUUUCGUCUUAGAAACGAUAACAGGCGAUUUCAUUUUUUUCGCGGGUGCCGGCUGUACGUUUCGUCUUUCGUUACGUGCAGAAACACUUCAGAACAGUACAAUAGUUGUAUAGGCCUAAGAGGUCUGAUAUAAUAAUAAGGUGUUCCUCUUGCAAUCUUGCUACCUGUACGGCUGUACCAUGAAGGAUUCCUCCUUCAUGACUGUACCAGUUAUGGCUUUCAUCAGUUGCAGAAACAUAAUAAACCUGGUGAAGUCUGAGCUACAUUGCAGCAUGUGCAUGUGAUCUCCACCAUGUCAUGAAGAUUCAUCUUGGGGGCUCUAUUAUAUUCCAAGAAAAUAAUGUGAUGAAAACAAGAAAUCCAAAAUGGUAGUAAUGUACUUACUUGUAAGCCAGCUGGUAAAUGGUGUGGUGAGUUGUUGCAUGAAGACCAUGGUACUGGUUGUGAUGAGCUGCUGAUGCUGAAUGCAGUCUUGCUGCAUUUUGUUUGUGGUGCUGGUUUAAACUUGGAAGAAUUUGAAGUUUCCAUGGUCAGUUUGAGCUGUUUGUGAUGUUGAUCUUUGGUGUGCAGAGGUUUGGCAGUCCUUUUUCAGUUGAGAGAUGCGCCGAAAUGGAACUUGUGUAAACGUGAAGUUCAACAUUAUACUUCAAUGUUCAAUGUGUUGUUUGCCGAUGUUGGUGUCCAUGCAAUGGUGAACUGUUUAGAUAUGUCGUCUAUUGCUACGUGUACCGGCGUUGAGUUGGAUCGUCUGCCACCGUUCCAUAAGCAAAACCCAUUGAUGAAAAUGAAAAAUUGUUGAAUUUCAAGACUGAUUCAUAUAUAUGUAGAUUUAGAUAAAUUACGAGUGCCUCUUUGUUCUCCCUUAUAGUGGCCCCGUUUCCUUUGUAUACAGUAUCUAAUCUCUUUCCCCCCUCCCGAUGGUAAAUAUUCCGCUUUAAUAACCGCGAUGAUCUGAGGAACAAUUUCUGUAGAUAACUUGAUUUUUUUCCUUUAAAAAAAGGACAUCUGUGAUGAGAAUUUAUUCAAUAGGUAAAAACAAGUAAUACUACUAUGUAAAUUAAUAUGUUAGCAACGAAAUGCAAACACCAAUU